AUGCGGAGGCCUCGGCGCCGACGCGCCGCUUGGCCCGACCUCACAAUUCUCGAUGAAUGGAGCCGCAUUGAGAAAGAGGGCCGCAGUGAAGAACGCAGGGUCAAGCGCAUCACCGAGCCUCAACUCAUCAACGGACGUCUGCGCACGGUGCAUCGAGGCUGGAUGCGCCCCGAAGAGGACUCGCCGUAUCGAUUCACCUAUUUUAAUGAAGAGUUCCAAAGCACCAUCCAUAGUCAGACGAUCUCGGAGCUCGUUCAAGUUGGUGGCAGUUUCCGAGAGCUGUUCAUUCCCGAACCUCGUGUCCUGUCAGACGACAGCGAGUCCGAUGAUUCUGAUGCGGAAGACGUAUCAGUGGUGACUGCUACACAGCAGAACCACGCCUCAAUUGGCCAGAACGGCGUUUCUGGCACUUCAACGCGCCAGAGCUCUGUUGUUCCCCCCUUGAGCGAGGAGCCCGAAUCAAUCAUCUCGGGCCAUGACAAGACUUCACACGAGAGCUCCAGGGCGCCUUCGGGCAAGGCGACGCCAACGGGGGUUAAGUCGCCAACGCCGAAUGUCUCUCAGCCAGAAGGUACACCAAAGCAACCCAAAUUUGGCGAGCGACCGGUCUGGUGGCUUGACGUGCUGUGUCCAACCGAGGCCGAGAUGAAGGUUCUUUCCAAGGCGUUCGGCAUCCAUCCUCUCACGGCAGAGGAUAUCAUGGUGCAGGAGGCUCGUGAGAAAGUUGAGCUCUUCCGACACUACUACUUUGUCAACUAUCGAUCAUUCGAUCAAGAUUCCGAGAGCGAAGACUACCUCGAGCCCGUCAACAUGUACGUCAUCGUGUUCCGAGAGGGUGUUUUAAGCUUUCACUUUUCAAUGACGCCUCACUCUGCCAACGUCCGCCGACGUAUUCGUCAACUCAAAGAUUUUGUCAUCGUUAAUUCAGAUUGGAUCUCAUACGCCAUCAUUGAUGACAUCACGGAUGUUUUUGGUCCCUUGAUUCAGAAUAUCGAGGACGAGGUUGACGACAUUGAUGAUGCUAUUCUUCGACUGCACUCUUCAGGUGACGUACAGGCCAAAGAUGGACCACUGUACUCGGAGAAGGCGUCAGACGACGGACAUCCCUUCCAAAAGGAGAGCCACAUGCUUCUCCGUGUCGGCGAUUGUCGUAAACGGGUCAUGAGCCUCUACCGGCUUUUGGGCAACAAGGCAGACGUCAUCAAGGGCUUCGCAAAGCGUUGCAAUGAGCGAUGGGAGGUUGCACCCCGGUCCGACAUUGGUCUGUACCUUGGCGAUAUUCAGGAUCACAUUGUGACCAUGACAUCAAACCUGAGUCACUACGAGAAGAUCCUUGCACGUUCCCACGCAAAUUACCUUGCCCAGAUCAACAUUCGUAUGAAUGAGCGCUCCGAACAGACGGCCGAUGUGCUUGGAAAACUGACUGUCUUGGGCACUAUCGUCUUGCCUAUGAACAUCAUUACCGGGCUGUGGGGUAUGAACGUGUGGGUUCCCGGGCAGGAAUACGAGGGGGACCUAACUUGGUUCUGGUGUCUGACAGCGGGCUUAUUGGCGUUUGGUCUAACCUGCUUCAUCGUUGCGAAGAGAGUGUAUAAUAUCGUGUAG
Messenger RNA from Verticillium alfalfae VaMs.102, 1605 nucleotides. RefSeq names its product manganese resistance protein MNR2. The record is from RefSeq and is a predicted model, not a curated record. Gene Ontology annotation, cellular component: plasma membrane. Lineage: Eukaryota; Fungi; Ascomycota; Sordariomycetes; Glomerellales; Plectosphaerellaceae. Gene Ontology annotation, biological process: magnesium ion transmembrane transport; intracellular magnesium ion homeostasis. The transcript has 2 exons. The coding region runs from base 1 to 1605 and encodes 534 amino acids. Gene Ontology annotation, molecular function: magnesium ion transmembrane transporter activity.